AUGAAGUGUUGCUGCGUUCCUUAUUGCAAAAAUGGCAGAGUUUUGAAGUAUACGAAGCAGAUCAAAUUUUAUUUUUUUCCGAAAGCGUUCGACGAGGAAUCGGCCAGUCGCCGUUCAAAGUGGAUCAAGGCCGUCAAUAAAAUUAAUCCCAAUGGCUCAGCCUGGGAGCCAAGGCAGUACACCCAGAUAUGUAGUCAGCAUUUUGUGAGUAAUGAGGCCAGUGAAGACCCUGAUAGCCCAUCUUACAUACCCACUCUUCGACUAUCUCAAACAGUUGUAGUAGCCUACAACCAUGUUCGGCCGAAAUCAGCCCAGACCAGCUUGUCCAACACGACCCUAACGCCAUCAGCAUCUUCAUCCUCGCUAUCAACCAUUUCUCCAAAGAAGUUACGUCAACAUUCAGUAACCCAACUAAACAACAACAGCAGCAGUAGCAUCAACAACAACAACAACGAUGUUUUCCUACAUCAACAACCACAACAGCAACAACAAAUGACGUUAUCAAGUUCUGAUCAUCAAAGUCAAAUGAAUAGAAAUUUGUUACUGACAGAUGAGGAUACUAAGUUGAUUGCACUUCAAACUUCUGCCAACAUCAAUAGAUUAAGUACUAUGAUUUAUUUAUUUAUUAUAACCAACAAAGGAGUGGCAGUAUCUAUGCAAUCUGUCUUUUUUUUUGUACAGAAAAACAAUAAUUUUCAAGCCCAGAUUUUCAAAAUGAGAUUAGAAAACAUCAAAGUUGUCAUGCCAUGCCUUUAA
Molecule: messenger RNA, 756 nt
Organism: Helobdella robusta
Lineage: Eukaryota; Metazoa; Annelida; Clitellata; Rhynchobdellida; Glossiphoniidae
Exons: 3
Coding region: 1-756 (251 amino acids)
Source: RefSeq, a predicted model, not a curated record